Molecule: messenger RNA, 2645 nt
Organism: Vollenhovia emeryi
Lineage: Eukaryota; Metazoa; Arthropoda; Insecta; Hymenoptera; Formicidae
Product: coiled-coil domain-containing protein AGAP005037-like
Exons: 18
Coding region: 85-2403 (772 amino acids)
Cellular component (GO): cytoplasm
Source: RefSeq, a predicted model, not a curated record
GCGCAGCAGCUGCACCCCCUUCAUCCGCAUCAUCUGCCGCCACCACACGGCCAGUACGGCACCCCGCCCACACGGCACACCACCAUGGAUCUCGAGAUGGGGACCAAGUCUCGCCAGAGAAAGUCGCCUCUUCCGCGUGGCUACCCGCCCCCUUCGGCGAUGCUUUUCGAUGACGACCCGGGCAUUAUGUCCGAGGUGGAGACCUCCAGCACGGGAUUUCGACGGGGGGGCAAGCAGAGAAGCAGCCUGCCCGUCGUACGAACGCCCAGCAAAACUUUGGAGCGACCACUAGGAUUGGUGUUCCUGCAGUACAGGAACGAGACGAAGAGAGCGCUGCUACCGAACGAGAUUACCAGUAUAGACACCGUCAAGGCCCUUUUCGUCAGAAGCUUUCCGAAACAACUCACUAUGGAAUAUCUGGAUAGUCCUCACGUAAAAGUUUACAUACACGACAGCAACAAGGACAUGUUCUACGAACUCGAAGAUCUAAGAUCGCACCUGAGAGAUAUCAGGGAUCGCAGCGUCCUGAGACUUUUCGAGAGUGCCGACGGAGUGACGGGGAUGUCGCCGGGACCCUUGGGGGUGCCGGGAGGUGGUCUGCCUCCCCAUUGGGAAGAUCAGAGCUACUUCAGCGAGCCGGAAUUCGACAGCGAAUAUCAGCAUCAGCACAUUCACAAGAGCAAGACGGCCAAAAACUCGACGUCCGGCAGCAGCGGAUACUACGUGGGCGGAAGCAGCACCCUGCCGCGCGGUGGACCCCUUCUGAGGGCGUACAGCCCGGCGGCGUCGAGCGUCGUCGGGGGUCCAAGCGCGACCCCGACGCAGCCCAAGACUCUCACCACACCAGGUGUUGGCGGGGUGCCGCCGGCCAAGCCGCUUCGCAGCUACCAGUGUGGUAAGAGUCCCCUUGGAAGCCUCGGGGGCUCGGCGCGCUUCUCUAGAGACAGCUCGGUCUCCCUCUAUAGUAUACCAGAUCGGUUACACGGCGAGAGCGGAUACAUGAGCAGUCCCGAGCGCGGCGGCGGCGUCGGUUCCGGAAGCGGAAGAUAUCCACCCGGACCUUACAGCGCCGGCAGCAGCUAUGAGGAUCCGUAUUAUUCGCAGUACUCGGGGACUGUCACGCCCGUUAUCGACGAAGAAGCCAGGAUAAGGGUGGAGCACAUGGAAAGACAACUGGCCAAUCUAACCGGACUCGUGCAGAAAGCCCUGACACACGCGCCGCACACCAGCCCUUCGCCGCGAGAGUACUUGCAGGUCCCGCCGGGACGUGAUCCUUACGCGAGAGCAGCAGUGUCUCAACCUGCCGUUACAGAUGACUCGUACUUAAGGACUGACGUUAAACCGCCAAAAUUAGGCAAAGACAAGUCGGUGUCGUUUGAAAAGUCAGUGUCCUUCAGUGACGAGCCACCAGACAUGAACUCUCCCAAACAACAUUCCCCGCAACAUGCAGCGGACACAAAACCUACGAAACCGGCAAUCAAAUCCUCCACGUUGCCGAGGAUGUCGUCGCAAGAGAGAGACAGGCACAAGCCGACACCGCCGCCGAAACCGGCCGCACUGGUGACCGGCCAGUACGUGUACAGGGACCUGGCGCUCACGCCGGAGAUGUACAACCAGCUGAGAGGCUUGCAGAAGAAGGCGAAGGACCUCAGGCAAGAAGUGAGAAAUCUCAGGCGCAUGUCGCAGGCCCAGGCCCACACGGUGCGCGAGACCAUCAAGGACACGUUCAUCACGAUCAGGGCCAUGCUAUUGUCGGGAGGGGACGCAGCUUGGACGGCCGGGGACACGGAGAAGAUUCGACUGAGCCGCGAGGAAGAUCUCUACAAGCAGGAAAUGAUAAGGCUGGAAAAAGAUCUGACCGAGCUCGAGAGCACCGUGGAGGAGCUUCGCGGUAACGUGAUCAAUAGAAAGACGCGUGUCAAUAUGUCGGAUGUCGAGAACAUGGCUUUGAUAUUGAGUAAAUCCAGCAAAACUGUGGCCGAUCUGAAAGUACGAUUCCCGAAUUUGCAAGAGGGCAUGAAGAGCCUGCUGAGCUCCGAGAUGGAAAAAGUCGUGCGCGAGGAGAAGUUCCUGAAGGAAGAACCCGAACGACUGGAGUCCGCGUUGAGACGUUGCAAGAAACUCACCGGCACCCUCGUGACGCUCAAACGCUUGGCGUCGGUGCAAGAGCAGCGAUUACCAAACGCAGCGAGCGUAGACGCUGAGGACACGCCGCCUAUAACACCAACGACGGCACAGCAUUCCAAGAAAAAGCAUCCGCAGGGACGGCAUACUAUGAACGGGAAGAUGUAUCACGAUACACACGACACGUUCAAUCAUCCGGUACCGGACUACUUCCGGUCUGCACCACGCACCAAAUUGAAAAGAAAAUGUGCCUCUGUACAUACGACCAGGUGUACAUAAUCGAUGUGCGAUCUUCGAAGCUCUUACACGUUAUCGUUCUCUACACUCUUAUACGUCUAUGUGUGUCUGUGUAACGCCCGUCGUGUCUGCAAACGCGUAAGUAUUCUAUGUGUGUCGUUGUGUACUUUACUCACGUUGAAAAAGUCGCGCGGCACCUCGCGAGGUACCGGAACGAGCCGCACCACUUGGGGAUGCUUCUUCUCAACGAGAGCGCGCAAAGACAAAGCACGAAUCACCCUCCC